Molecule: messenger RNA, 1507 nt
Organism: Aspergillus saccharolyticus JOP 1030-1
Lineage: Eukaryota; Fungi; Ascomycota; Eurotiomycetes; Eurotiales; Aspergillaceae
Product: Kelch repeat protein
Exons: 2
Coding region: 135-1154 (339 amino acids)
Molecular function (GO): protein binding
Source: RefSeq, a predicted model, not a curated record
CCAGCGGCAUACGAGUUCGACCCAGGGAGUAUCGCCGGCUAUAUAUUCGACUUCACAGGCCACCGUUCAGCCCUCAGUAGACACCCGUCCCCCUUCACAUCAUUCCAAAACCGGCGACAACAAAUCCAGUCAUCAUGGUUCGCGCUGUCUGGACCCAGCUUCUGUCCGAUACCUCGAUCAAGAGGUCAUCGCAGACCUUCACCAUCCUAGGCGACAACGCCUACAUCUACGGCGGCGAGCUGCGGCCCCGCGAACCCGUCGAUUCCGCUGUGUACUCCCUCCAUCUGAACUCCACAUCACCCACCACCCCCACAGACCUAAGUCAAACCUCCACCUCCACCACUGCCCCGCAACCCAGAGUCGGCUCCGCUGCGACCGCCCUCGCCAACAAACUCUACAUCUUCUCCGGCCGCGGCGGCACCGCCAUGGCCCCGAUCGAAGAGAACGGCUCCUUCUGGGUCUUCAACUCCAUCGAUAGCGUCUGGACGCAGCUCACCCCAUCGGAUCCGGACGCGCCCUUCCCGGUAGGCCGAAGCUACCACGCCCUGACGACCAACGGCACGGACACCCUCUACCUCCACGCAGGCUGUCCGGCCACCGGCCGCCUCCGCGACCUCUGGGCGUUUGAUGUGGUCACCCGCCGCUGGCGCGAGUGCGCCCCGGCCCCCGGCCCGGCCCGCGGCGGGGCGUCGAUCGCCUUCGCGGAGGGGAAGCUGUACCGGAUGAAUGGGUUCGACGGGACGAGCGAGCAGGGCGGGGCGGUGGACGUGUAUGAUCCCUUCGCGGAUGCGUGGAGUACGAUUGCGUAUGUCGCGGAUGGGGUGUCGGGCCCUAGUGCUAGGAGCGUGGGGUGUUUGCUUGCGAUGCGGUUGCAGGGGCGGUCGACCUUAGUGACGAUGUUCGGGGAGCAUGAUCCCAGUAGUUUGGGGCAUCAGGGGGCCGGGAAAAUGCUGGGAGAUGUCUGGGUUUUUGAUCUCGAGGUGGGUCGGUGGGUGCUGGCUGAGGUCGAGGGGGACCAGCCGGAGCCGAGGGGGUGGUUUGCUGCGGAUAUUCUGGAGGCGAGCACGUUGAGUGUUGUCGUGCAUGGAGGGCUGGCGGAGUCGAAUGAGCGGUUGGGAGAUGUGUGGCGAUUGGAGUUGGAGGGGUUGGCUUAGGAUGACUCGCUUCUUCACGCGAUGGUGAUAUUGGGGAAAUAUGUGUUUUGGAGGAUGUCUGAGGCGGUUAGAGGGGUUGCGGCUUAUAUUAUACACAGCUGACUGGGUACCAGUAGCGAUGGAGGAACUUGAAAGAAGUCCAAGAGUUUCUGACAAGACCAAUGAGUUGCAUGGGUUCAUCUUCAAGUUUGUUUGCUUACUGUGAUAACAAGUAAGUAGGGUUGUUUUAGUAUUGGCAAGGGGCACAAAGAAGCAAGAGGCAGAGGCCAGAAAUCUCUGGGCGUGUUACAUUCACCUGAGAACCUCCUGGCGCAGACCAGUCAUUGUGCCUGAGGCCGUCAACUCUACCACAU